GCGCCGUCCGAACGUGAGGCGGCCGGGAGAGCUUCUCCUCAGGCACCGGUUCGCGCCCGCCAAGCCCAGGCGGGCCUCGGAGGGCGGCAUGGCUUGCCGGCAACGGCCCGGCGUCGGCGUGGGGGUGGUGGUGACCAGCCGGGCCCACCCUGGCUCCGUCCUGCUGGGCCGGAGGAGAGGCGCCGUCGGCGGCGGCACUUUCCAGCUCCCCGGGGGACACCUGGAGUUCGGUGAAACCUUGGCAGAAUGCGCAGAGAGAGAAACCUUGGAAGAAACUGCUCUACACCUAACCAACAUCCGCUUUGCUUCAACUGUAAAUGCUAUUAGCGUGAAGGAUAACUACCACUAUGUCACUAUCCUAAUGAAAGGAGAGGUGGAUUUCAAUUACGAAUCGGAACCAAGGAACUUGGAGCCUGAUAAAAAUGAAAGUUGGAAAUGGGUGAAAUGGGAAGAGUUCCCCUCAGCUGAUCAACUGUUUUGGGCUUUACGCAGCUUAAAGGAACAAGGUUACAAUCCUUUCAAAGAAGACUUAAAUCACCUGGUGGGUUACACUGGAAGUCACCUUUAUAUAACAAAAGAGAACCAACUGUUGAAUAACUGUAGUCUAUAGGAAGUGUGUGGUAACAGAGAAUUAUUUUUAUAUAAUAAAGAG
Molecule: messenger RNA, 652 nt
Organism: Eublepharis macularius
Lineage: Eukaryota; Metazoa; Chordata; Lepidosauria; Squamata; Eublepharidae
Gene: NUDT15
Product: nudix hydrolase 15
Exons: 3
Coding region: 89-610 (173 amino acids)
Biological process (GO): dGTP catabolic process
Cellular component (GO): cytosol
Molecular function (GO): 8-oxo-7,8-dihydrodeoxyguanosine triphosphate pyrophosphatase activity
Source: RefSeq, a predicted model, not a curated record